AUGAUGCUUUGUUGGUAUUAUGGGAUUGCUCCCGCAAUUGUGACGCGUUGCUGUCUGAACCAACUCUCUACGCUAAUCAAGGAGACGCAGAAAUUUAUAGCAGAAUAUGUUCGAUUGCCAAGAGUCAUCACAAAAUUCAAAAUUUUAUUGCGGCAACGUCUUUUAAUUCAAGAAAAUCCCAGACAAUUUCUGGAGGAAGAACUUUUGGAUUAUACGGCCAAGCAC
This is a messenger RNA of Iphiclides podalirius (scarce swallowtail), 225 nucleotides long. NCBI's taxonomy places the organism in Eukaryota, Metazoa, Arthropoda, Insecta, Lepidoptera, Papilionidae. The record is from the annotation of a GenBank genome assembly.